Glossina fuscipes is the source of this 7178-nucleotide messenger RNA. RefSeq lists its product as uncharacterized. The record is from RefSeq and is a predicted model, not a curated record. Bases 567 to 6965 code for a protein of 2132 amino acids. The transcript has 11 exons. Lineage: Eukaryota; Metazoa; Arthropoda; Insecta; Diptera; Glossinidae.
UUUGUUUUGAAUAUAAAAACUAAACAAAAAAAAAAAUGAAAAAAAACUAUCGCACAUUAUUUGCUUUUGAUUUUCCCCCAUACGAUGUCUUUUCUUAGAAGCUAAUAAGUUAAUUGUUUCUGUUAACAUCUUAAUAAAACAAAAAAAACAAAAAAAAAAAAUGUUGGCGAAGUUUUUGUAGAUAUAUUUUUAGAUUACGUCGAAUUUGAACGAACGAACGAAUUCAACAACGACUUACGAUACAACCACAAACAAACGAACAAAACUGACGGUUAUAUUUACUUUUCUUUUCUUUGCUUUUCACCAUUACUAUAUGCAAAUAUCUUCCUCUUUUCUCCUCUGUUAUGCUAUUAUGUAAAAACCAUUUUGUAACUUCGAUUAAUCGAAAGAAAACGGAAAGAAUUUAAAAAUUUAUACAUUUUCGAAUACUGCUGAUAUCAACUGAACUGAAUAUAGUCUAUUAGAUAUUUUAAGCUUUCGCUAGACGAGUUGAUUCUGCUUUUUAAGAAAAUUUAAUUAUUUUCAUAAAAAAUUCGAACGCAACAAAAAGAAAAACAAGAAAAAUUAUGGCUACCGUUCAACGUAAACUGGUGCAUAAACAAUUCAAUUCUCCGAUUGGCCUAUACUCUGAACAAAAUAUUAAGGACAGUAUGAAUCGUGAACUGAAGGCUUUCGGUGCUCAAGGGAUUGCUGUAGCUGAACAAGUUAGUAAACCACUUGGCAAUUUAGCCAAUUCGGCUGUGUUACGUGCGGUCGAAGAAGAAGAACAAGAAAUGAAAUGCGAAAAUAUAAAAACAUGUCAACGGCGGAGCCGUUCCAAAUAUCGUUACCCACAACAAAAACAACAACAACAACAACAACAACAGCAAAGACCUCUUACGCAGUUACAUCAACAACAAUUAGAACAAAUCAAAACUGAAUACUUGAAGCAACAAAACGACGUCACGAUUGACCGUGAUACUGUGCUGAAGAUAAAUCGCCUCGCAACACGAAGGAAUUUACAUAAACGUGAACACAGUUGGCCACCAACAGCAUCAGGUGAUAGCUAUAGUGAUUAUGGUAACGAAAGUGAUGGCGGCGGUUGCGGUAGUGGAGGCAGUCAUCAUGUUGGUAGUAGAACAAGUGGUGUGGAACAGCAACACGCACAACAGCAUGUACGCAGUUCAUCACAUGACAAUGCGAUACAAUUUGACAAAAGCGUCUGUAGACGGCAUGGUAUCGAUGCGAUACGUGAGAAAUUCAAUAGUCCCACCAGAAUAAUUGAACCAACUAUUGGUGAAUUACGAUUGUUGAGACAGCGACAACAGAAGCCCAAUGACCGGACACAGGCUGUAUGUGCACAAAAACAAACACUAAGAAAAAGUGAUAGAAAUAAAUCAGAAAAUAUGACUGCAACUAAUAUCCGAAAAUCUAAUCCCCACACAACCAGAAAUACCAACUUAAAAAAGACUAAUACGUCAUCACUACAAUCAAUGGAAAAAGAUGACGGAAAGUUGACAUCGCAGAAUGAGAUAAAAGAAAUGGAACACACAACUACUUUACCAAUACAGAAGGGAUUUUCUGCUCCCGAAACAAAAGCAGCCGAUUUGGAUAUCGGCCUAGUAGAACCUAAGCGCCAAUAUUUUGAAGGGUUGGCGUCCUCGAAACGCUGGCAUAGCUUUGAAAAUGUUAGCAUUGCCCCUGGUGAAAUCACUAAACAGGAAAAACUAAUAAAGCGUGUACCCGCUUCGGCUCAUAAACGUCAAUCAUAUUCUUUAGAACGUGGACGCAAUGCAAAAAUCAAUAAACAAUUGCAUUUACCUCCGCAAAAACCACGCGUAACAGUUAGUGAUGGGGAUCAUUUUUCGUCAAAAUUGCAAAGACGUGCUAUACAGCUGGCUACUGAAAUUAAAAUUAGCUAUGACUUAGACGCAGAUGAACACAAUAUUCAAGUGAUGACCAGAAAUGAACCAGAUUCCGGCUUUCUUGACGAUGAGAUGGAAGGUCUGCCGUUACCACCUACACCGGAAGUGAAAACUAAGCACAUAAUACCUACGAACGCUGGGCAAGGUAGCGGAAAUAAUUCAGUUAAAGCCACAUUUCCGGAAUCCACAUUGACAUCCUCUGAAGAUGCGAAGGACACAAUAUCACCCCAAAUUUUUGAUGAUUCUUGUAUAUAUUUGCGAUCUAUCGAUUUGCAAGAUAAUACCUUAGCUUAUAUACCAGCAGCCAUAACAAUUGUACCAUCACCCACCGAAGAAAUUAUGCAGCACUGGAGGGAGCCCAACAAGCUCAAAGCGAACAUUAAGGAUUCUGUUGAAAAUGAAAAUUUAAUGUCACUUGCAGAGCAAAAAUCUGCGAAGGCCACCCCCGAAGCAACUAAACAGCGAAAUGACAAGCUACAGAGUGACAGCAAAGCAGAGGAACCAAAAACGUACGUAACACGUCUGCCAAGCACACCCACCGGUAUACAGCUUACUCGUCAGACAUCUAACAACAAUAAAAGCAAAGGUAAAUCGCAGUUGAACAACAACAACAACAGCAACUGUAAUGACAAUAAGCAAAAUAUGAUAACGACGAUGACUUCCACAUUAGCAAGCAAACCGACAACAAUGAUACCCCAGGAGACUGUAACCGGUACAACACAUUCAUUUCAAACCGAAAUCGAACAACAGCAGCAACAGUUAACUAAAAAGCACAACAUGCAAAAAGACGUUUCCACUCAACAACAGAGCACAGGUGUUUAUUAUACAGAUGGUGACUACCUUUACGGUCCUUUUCGUUCCUCUAGCGCUCCUUCUUUGGCUGACAUAUCCGUACGUCCCUUAUGCGUUGCUAAGGGUGAUGAAGGCUCCCAAAUGGAUUUAAACGUUAUCCAAGAAAAAACCGAUGCGGAAACAAAUCACCAUAAGCAAGAUAAUAAAAAUGAAAUUGCAACGCUGGCAGCCAAAUAUGAGCACAUUCAGCAAUCUAUAACAGAGCAUCUCAAACAAAUUGAUUCAUAUAUUGAAAAUGCUAAAAUUGCUUUGAAAUCUAGCACAAGCCAAGCACUUCAACCCAGAGAUAUUGCUUUAUGGCCUCAUAAAGCAAAUGUUGAUGAUAUAGGAAGAGAAAAGCAGAACAUUGAAAGCCCUUUAAAGGAGGUUUUAAGGAAACUAAGUUAUAUUAUGACUGAAGUUCAGCCCCAUCAUACUUCAUCCCGCAAUGAAGAAGAAUGCAGCUACAUGAAAAAUAUGCCAACUGAAAAUUUGCCUGUUGUUGACCAAGUUUUAAUGGAUCUAGGGAAAUUGGCUACUCAUUUACGUGCAUAUGAGACAACAGAUGAUAUAACUUCUAUAAAAGCAAUUUUGCAACAGUUGCAAGCGAAGCAUUGCCUUACAUCUGCUAAAUCAUCGCACAUGCAUUGUAAUGUCGAACCUCCGCCUGCCACAGCUCAGCAUGCAACCACAACAAACGAAGAAAUAUUGGAUAAAGCAAUCAAAGAAAUGAGCAAUCAAAUGAGAUUAGAUGAUGAAAACUUAACUCAAGGUAAUAACUGUAGAAAAACACAAACGCAAACUCUUAACAAGCACCUUUCAAAUCAGUCGUCAUCCUCAGCACAACACGUGAUAUCUGUUGCGAGGUCGUCAACGCCUGUGCCACCACCGCCACCGCCGCCAUUUCCACUUGCCUCAAAUGUUAUUCAUCUUUAUAAACGCAAGCCAGAAAAUGUCUGUGAUGUUGUUGCCAGUUAUGAGCAAUUAUCUGCUACGGGCAAAAUAAUAACUCCUGACACUCUGGCGCAGCCUAUAGCCAGCUUAACAUCAACAAAUCAACAGCAAAGUCAUCUUCGUGAGUUAGAGCAACAUCAACAACAUCUGCAUCAACAAAGCGAACAUGGCGUAUUACAGUUAACGCCCAAGGAAGACAGGAAAAAUUUAGUUUCUGGCUUUAUAGCUACACGACGUCAUCAACAACAGCUUGUCGACCAGGUAAUCGACACAGUUGAUAAAGCAGCUGCCUUAGAAAAUAUGCCUGCAUCCGAAGUGAACGUGAACGAACACUCAACAACGUCAGCGAUAUCUCCUGAAUCAGUAACCAUAUCAUCAGCAGGUUUCAAUGAAAAGGAUGUGGCAAUAACACAGAAAUGCAUAAUUUCCGAUUCGACUAAUGCUCAAACCUUUCCCAUAGAAAAGAAAGCUAACGAAAGACAUAUCAUUAACGAUUCUGCCAAUGAUAUUAUGAGCGAUGAGCAAUUUCCAAAUGAUAACGACAAACAUUCAUCACAUGCAAUAAAUUACUUGAAAGAUCACGAAAGCAAAUCAAAAACACAGCAAGAGAAUAAAUCCAAAUUAACAUUUCAUCCAAGUCAACCCGGUGCUGAUACUGAUAGCGAUAAACAAGUUGAAACUUAUAAAGUAUCAUACGAGGUACGAAGCCCGUAUGUUACACGUCGCCAAAUCUCAUGGGAAGAUAUUAAAAUGCAACAAGCAAGCAAUACCGCUACAAUUACAGCACACAUUCCUCAUAGUGAUAAUGAAACCCAAAUGACCUCCCCACAUAAAACCAACCCAAAGUAUACCGUACUCAUGCCAGAGAAAAAUAAAAAAAACCCUGAAACAGUAUUUGCCAGUGAGCCGACAGUUUCCACGACAAGUAGUCACGUUAAAAUGCAAUCAACGAUGCCAUUAAAACCGCGCACACAAUCAAAGCAAGAGUGUUCAGAUAUGGUGAUAGCUAAAGAGCAGCAGUCACCAACUCCUCUACGUAAAUACACGGCUACGUUAAUUGAACCGCAUGUCCCAAUGAGAGCAGCACCACCAUACGGUAUGAAUGCUAAUGAAAACUUAAAGGCAAGUAUGAAACGUACGUCAUCUAUUUCGCCUAUGCGCACUGACUCACCUAAAUAUGAUUAUGGAUCAUCCACCGAAAUUAAACGAGAAUCCGUAAGCAAAUCUUCCGCUCCCCUAUAUCAGCCACGUACAUCAAGUAGAGGAACAUCACCUUUUGAUUUAAGCACUGUAAAUAAUGCAGGUACUUCGAUCAGCUCUGUUAGAAGUCACAAAAUUGAUUCAGCAAACGCUACGAAUGAAUCGGCGUCUCCGGUGGACGCCAACUUACCAGAAAGACCAAGAACACCAUCCAAUUUAAAUCUAGAAAAUAUUGAAAAAAAGGAAGAAACGCUAGGUGCACCUGUUUUGAUGUUAAAGAAAACACCACCACAAAAUAAUGAAAAUUAUUAUGGUGGUGACGUAGAGGAUGACAAUAUGAAGCCCUGUUCGCCAAUACGUAAAUAUCCGCAACCGUUGAUAGAACCCCGUAUACCUACAAGAGCAGCUUCGCCAUUUGGUCUAAAUGUAAUAGAGAGUACGCGAAAAGAGCGUACGCCGUCACCAGCACGUGCCAUUGCAAAAAAUUGGCACGACCACGCUGAGAGGACUGACAAUAUUAAAUUGACGUAUGUGCCGCAGGUAGAAGGUCACAAUGUUGGUCUUUUAGUUCGUACCACAAUCGAAACAUCACCGUCAACGCCAGCUGCGCAUUAUAGGAAACAGCAUGAAACGCAAACGGCCGUGACCCUCAUUGAUAAUUCAAAAAAGCUUUAUUCCCAUCACCCUUGUUCAUCUAAUAUAGAAAAGUCCCAUCAAAACAAAACGAAUAUAGAUAUUGACAGAGUUGGCGCUGAUGGCGAUGCUUAUAAUGAUUUGCAGAAUAUCAAUGCGGUUGGCACGUCCAGACGAGGUAAUAAACGCAAUUGCGACAUCAGAGUAACAUUAACAUCGCCAACAUUGCCAUCAAUAACAUAUCAACAUUAUAAACGUGCACUUGAACGUAAAUUAUCAUUAACAUCAGCAACAACUACGCAAGAAAUACCCUCAGAAAUGAAGGAUUCAUUUGCCAACCCCACUGACGCGACUGCAAACACGUGCGAUGGUUCAAAUCGCGAAAUGAUCGCCUCCGCUCAACAGCAACAGCAACAGGAACAUCAGAAACAUCAUGCGUAUGAAUUAGUAUCGCCAUUGCCGACGGUUAUUAAUCGCUCAUUCGAUAAUGUGUCCCCACGACCGUACAUCAGCAUUGAAGGUUACAAACGCGUAGCUUGGCCUCCCGUGUCCGAAGAAAGAAUUGUGCGUGAAUUUACACCUCAACCGCAACCUCAGUAUCAAACAGUUCCAACGAACAAUCAAUACGAACAACAGCAGCAGCAGCAGCAGCAGCAGCAGCAGCAACAGCAACGGCAGCAACAACAACAGCCUCACCAUCAACAACAAUCUUAUCCCAGCACUGCUGUUCCGUCUAUACAGCAACAAUAUCGUGCACCAUCGUAUGACACUCAUCAUCAGCAGGUCCAGAACCCUAUACAGCCCCAAUACUCUCCACUGGCACGAUCAAAUCAACAGCCACCACAAUUUGAACAGCAAUAUCAACAGCCGCCCUGGAUGCAGUCAAAUCAACGGCAAUUUCAACCUAAGCCGCAACCGUAUCAGGCUCCGCAAUAUCAGCCUCCAUUAAAUCAAUAUCAAACAAUAUCAAUUCAAACACAACCGAAUCAAUUUGCAACACAAACCAAUCAAACGUAUAAUUUUAAUUCACAGCCUCAGCAACAACAGCAGACGAUUCCGUCUCACGAUCAGCCCGAUCAUCGGCAUUUGCAGCAGCAGCCGUUACAAUCGCAAGACUAUCGUAGCGGAAGUCCAGGCGUUAUAACUCUACGCAAAGAGGCCCCAAUUUCUCAGACACCGACACCAGUUUACACCUCACAACCGGCCGCUGUUAUCUUGAAAGGAGGCAGCAACAUGCGCGGUGAUUUGAAAUGGCCACCACCGGAAUACAAAGAGGCAGCUGCCCGCGAAAAUGAAGAACGUCGCCAAAUCGCUAUGGGUCCAGCUUGCAGACCGAGAAAGACCAACCGCGACUAUACAGCUUUCUUUGCCAAAAAUGCUUUAUCUCAUCAUUAUCCCAGCUAUAAAGUACCACCAGGCACUCAACACAUAAUGGCUAAAUAGUCUGAAAAUAGAUGACCACGGAAAACGAAGCCUAAUGAAACCCCACGCAACGCAGAGAAUGAAAAAUUAACGAAUUCUUAAAAAUUUUUUAAACAAUCAAACAAAAAUAAACUACACUAACCAUUAUUUAUGUUAACAAUGUUAAACACAGUGACAAAAAUAAAUAAAUAAAUAUAUAUAUAUAUACAUAUAUAUGUAUAUAUGGAUAUAUAU